AUGUCAAGCCCCGCCGCCGACGCCAACGACCUCCGCUCCCCUCACGUAGCUCUCCUUCCAAGCUCCGGCGCCGGUCACAUCACUCCCUUUCUCCGGCUAGCCGCAUCGCUGCUGAGCCAAAACUGCAGAGUCACGCUUAUCACCAGCCACCCCAUCGUGACUCAGGCCGAGUCCAAUCUCAUAUCCAGCUUUCUCUCCAGUUUCCCACAGGUCACUGAGAAGCAAUUCCACAUCCUCCCUCUAGAUCCCGCAUCCGCUGCCAGUUCCAAAGACCCUUUCUUCCUCCAGUGGGAAUCCAUCCGCCGCUCUCUCCACCUCCUCUCUUCCAUCCUCUCCUCUCUUUCUCCACCUCUGGACGCCAUGGUCUCCGACAUCACUCUAAUUUCCUCCACCAUCACCAUCACCAAGCCCAUGAAGAUCCCCAAUUAUGUAUUCUUCACGUCUUCAGCUAAAAUGUUCUCCCUGUUUUCUUACUACUCUGUCGUAUCCGAAUCCCUCGCCGAUUCCACCAAAAUCUCCGAAAUCAAAAUUCCGGGGAUCGGAGCUAUACCCAGAUCAUCAAUCCCGCCUCUGCUUCUAGUCCCCGAGUCGCUCUUCGCCACCAUGUUCAAAUCCGACAGCGAUAAUCUCCGGCAGUUCGACGGAAUCAUAAUAAACACAUUCGACCAGCUGGAAUCGAAAACCCUCAAGGCUCUAAAAGCAGGGGAAGUGGCAGGUGGGUUGCCUCCAUUGUUCAAUGUUGGACUAAUCCCUAAUGAUUUCGAGAGGAAAUUAGGGUUCGGCGGAGAAGGAGCCGAAGCUGUAUCGAAAUGGCUGGAUGCUCAGCUAGCUAAAUCAGUCGUGUAUGUGAGCUUCGGAAGCAGAACAGCUCUUUCGAGAGAGCAAAUCAGAGAAUUGGGCGAAGGGUUGGUCAAAUCAGGGUAUCCAUUCGUAUGGGUGAUGAAGGAUAAAGCAGUCGAUAAAGAAGAUGGAGAGAAAUUGGAGGGAGUAUUGGGGGCAGAGAUGAUGGGGGAGGUUAAGGAAAAGGGGAUCGUGGUUAAAGAAUGGGUGGAUCAAGUUGAAGUUCUGAGGCACAAUUCUGUUGGUGGGUUUGUGAGCCACUGUGGAUGGAACUCUGUGGUGGAAGCAGCUUGGGUUGGAGUUCCGGUGCUGGCGUGGCCGCUCCACGGAGACCAGAGGAUCAAUGGGGAAGUGGUGCAAGGAAGUGGGUUAGGGUUUAUGGGAGGGAAUUGGGGAUGGAGUGGACAAGUUUUGGUGAAGGGGGAAGAGAUUGGGAGAAGGAUUAAGGAGAUGAUGGAGGACGAAGGAUUGAGAUUGCGAGCUGGUGAGAUUAGAGAUGAGGUCAGGAAGGUUGUUGGUGGGACGGGUGAUGAUGGUUUGAAGCAAUUGAUUCAGAAAUGGAGGGCUUGA
This is a messenger RNA of Linum tenue, 1410 nucleotides long. Lineage: Eukaryota; Viridiplantae; Streptophyta; Magnoliopsida; Malpighiales; Linaceae. The record is from the annotation of a GenBank genome assembly.